AUGGAAGCCCUUGACAACGUCCUAGAUCCUUUGAGAGACUUUGCCAAAGAUAGCGUCCUCCUCGUCAAGCGUUGCCACAAGCCCGAUCGUAAAGAGUUCACGAAGGUGGUGUUCCGUACAGCGACUGGUUUUGUAGUGAUGGGAUUCGUCGGAUUCUUCGUUAAGCUCAUAUUUAUUCCUAUCAACAACAUCAUCGUCGGCUCCGCUUAGGGGGAUAUGAGCAGUUGGAUAAGUUGCAAAUUCUGAUCAAAGAAAAAAUGUUACAGUGUAGCUCUUCCCUUGUCAUUUUACAUUUUAUUAGUUGAACCAAUAGUCUUGAAUCU
Hibiscus syriacus is the source of this 323-nucleotide messenger RNA. Its product is annotated as protein transport protein Sec61 subunit gamma-1-like. Bases 1 to 210 code for a protein of 69 amino acids. The record is from RefSeq and is a predicted model, not a curated record. Gene Ontology annotation, cellular component: Ssh1 translocon complex; membrane. Gene Ontology annotation, molecular function: transmembrane protein transporter activity. Gene Ontology annotation, biological process: protein targeting; post-translational protein targeting to membrane, translocation. The transcript has 3 exons. NCBI's taxonomy places the organism in Eukaryota, Viridiplantae, Streptophyta, Magnoliopsida, Malvales, Malvaceae.